AUGAUAACCACAGAAUCCUCCGCUCAUGAGGAAGGCUACUUAGUUCAAUUCUUACUUCAAUGCUCUCGUCUUCAACACUCCAGCCCUAAGAUAAUCCGCCUCGGCUAUCUAGGUCAUCAUGGGUUCCUGGUUAAUACCACCGUCUCUUCUACAACCACUCCGGUCUCCCUGUUCCGGGGGUCGGCAACAGCCCUGGUUAGUGAAUUGACUCUGGCCUGA
This is a messenger RNA of Penicillium taxi, 219 nucleotides long. RefSeq lists its product as uncharacterized. The transcript has 3 exons. The record is from RefSeq and is a predicted model, not a curated record. Lineage: Eukaryota; Fungi; Ascomycota; Eurotiomycetes; Eurotiales; Aspergillaceae. The coding region runs from base 1 to 219 and encodes 72 amino acids.